This is a messenger RNA of Centropristis striata (black sea bass), 6347 nucleotides long. RefSeq names its product transmembrane and coiled-coil domain protein 3-like. The transcript is spliced from 5 exons. Lineage: Eukaryota; Metazoa; Chordata; Actinopteri; Perciformes; Serranidae. The record is from RefSeq and is a predicted model, not a curated record. Gene Ontology annotation, cellular component: endomembrane system. Bases 235 to 1632 code for a protein of 465 amino acids.
GGGCUGCGGGGUCGGAUCGGUCGGUCACACCGGAGCCGCUGCGGUCCGUCGGUGUUUCAGCUGCGGAGCGGCGCACGGAGCCGUGAUGGCAUGUCCCGCCCCGUUACCGGACAACUUUACCGUUACCGUCGGGGAGAGAGAACCGGGAGAUCCAGUCUGAGUCCGAGAUUAUGUCCGGAGCUUGUUGUGCUGCUGCGGAGAAAAGUUUAGCAGGAGUACAGCAGCGGGGCUAAUAUGGCGGAACGCAGCGCUUGUGAUGUCAACAUCCUCAGCAUCCCCGUGCCGAUCCGCCGCGGCGGCUCCGAGUCCAACCUGGACGUGGUGGACAGCGUCGGGGACGACGGCGUGGGACUCGACUUCACCAAGGGAGCGCUGGGCAUCGACAGCCUGCAGCAGAAGAUCCUGAAGGUGACGGAGCAGAUUAAGGUGGAGCAGACGGCUCGGGACCAGAACGUGGCCGAGUACUUGAAGCUGGUGAACAACGCCGACAAGCAGCAGGUGAGCCGGAUCCGGCAGGUCUUCGAGAAGAAGAACCAGAAGUCGGCGCACACCAUCGCGCGGCUGCAGAGGAAGCUGGAGCAGUACCACCGCCGCGUGAAGGACACCGAGACCAACGGGAAGCACGGCGGCAAGGACGGCGGCGGCAAGGAGGCGGGGACUCACAGCAAGGAGGGCAGCCUGCGGGACGUCAGCGCCACCGGGCGCCACCCGGCGCUCGAUAAGGUCAAGACCAUCGGGCCCGGCGUCUCGCUCUCGCCGCCGUUCUUCUUCAACAAGUCGCGGGAGUUCGCCAACCUCAUCAGGAAUAAGUUCGGCAGCGCGGACAACAUCGCCCACCUGAAGAGCUCCAUGGAGGCGGGCUCCGGGCUGCAGGUGGACGCCGGCGCCCGCGGCCUGAGCGGCAGCGCCACCACCGUCGCCAAGACCAGCAAGUACCAGAGCGACGACGAGUGCUCCACGGGGACGUCCGCCUCGGCCGACUCCAACGGGAACCCGGCCGGCGGCUCGGGGGCGGGGUCCGGAGGGCCCGGCAGGUCGGACUCCAACGGGCGGCUGGGGGAGGUGCUGGACAUGGUGCGGGAGAUCCGGGAGGCGCAGUCGCAGCUGGCGGAGGACAUGGAGACGCUCAACACGCAGUUCAAACGGGAUUACAGCUACUUCAGCCAGAUGAUGCAAGAGGAGAGAUACAGGUAUGAGCGGUUGGAGGACCAGUUGAACGACCUGACGGAGCUGCACCAGCACGAGACCAGCAACCUGAAGCAGGAGCUGGCCAGCAUCGAGGAGAAGGUGGCCUACCAGGCCUACGAGAGGGCCAGGGACAUACAGGAGGUUCUGGAGGCGUGCCAGACCCGGGUGUCUAAGCUGGAGCUGCAGCAGCAGCAGCAGCAGCAGACGGUGCAGGUGGAGAACACGGACGCUAAGGUUCUGCUGGGGAAGUGCAUCAACAUCAUGCUCGCCAUCGUCACCGUCAUCCUGGUCUGCGUUUCCACGGCGGCCAAGUUCACCGCCCCCCUGCUGCGCAGCCGGCUGCACCUGGCGCUCACCUGCGUGGGCGUGUCGCUGCUGGCGCUGCUGUGGAAGAACUGGGAACAUUUACAGUGCGCCGUGGAGCGCUUGCUGCUGCCGCACUGAUCCAGGAGCCUCAUGUAGCCUUAGACCUGGUCCACCGGGACCACCUGGUCCACCGGGACCACCUGAUCCCACCAGGACCCGGACUGGAUCUAUACCUGGUCCACCGGGACCACCUGGUCCACCGGGACCACCUGAUCCACUGGAUCUACACCUGAUCCACUGGGACCACCUGGUCCACCGGGACCACCUGGUCCACUGGAUCUACACCUGAUCCACUGGGACCCGGACUGGAUCUAUACCUGAUCCACUGGGACCCGGACUGGAUCUGCACCUGAUCCACUGGGACCCGGACUAGAUCCACACCUGAUCCACUGGGACCCGGACUAGAUCCACACCUGAUCCACUGGAUCUACACCUGAUCCACUGGGACCACCUGGUCCACCGGGACCACCUGAUCCCACCGGGACCACCUGAUCCACUGGAUCUACACCUGAUCCACUGGGACCACCUGGUCCACCGGGACCACCUGAUCCCACCGGGACCACCUGAUCCACUGGAUCUACACCUGAUCCACUGGGACCCGGACUGGAUCUACACCUGAUCCACUGGGACCUGGACUGGAUCUACACCUGAUCCACUGGGACCGAGGGCUCCGCCCGGACUGAUCCCACUGGGACCCGGACUGGAUCUAUACCUGAUCCCACUGGGACCCGGACUGGAUCUAUACCUGAUCCCACUGGGACCCGGACUGGAUCUAUACCUGAUCCCACUGGGACCCGGACUGGAUCUAUACCUGAUCCCACUGGGACCUGGACUGGAUCUACACCUGAUCCACUGGGACCCGAACUGGAUCUACACCUGAUCCACUGGGACCCGGACUGGAUCUAUACCUGACCCAACUGGGACCCGGACUGGAUCUAUACCUGAUCCCACUGGGACCCGGACUGGAUCUACACCUGAUCCACUGGGACCUGGACUGGAUCUACACCUGAUCCACUGGGACCCGGACUGGAUCUAUACCUGAUCCCACUGGGACCGAGGGCUCCGCCCGGACUGAUCCCACUGGGACCCGGACUGGAUCUAUACCUGACCCCACUGGGACCGAGGGCUCCCCCUGACUGGAUCUAUGGCUCUGCAUGUCUAAAAGGGUCCAAAGCCUUUUCCCACAAUGCACCUCCACUGUAAUUCCAACAGGCUGAUGUAAGCUGAUAUAACUGUGACCUCGUGCUGAAGAACGCUGACAUUAAAGUGCAUCACUACAGUCCAAAGGUAAUCAGCUGGAUUACUGGUUUCUGACUCUAAAUAUAGAGGAUUUCAUUGGUGCAUUGAAGUGAUUAUUAGCUGUCCUUUGAAGGGAAGUUAGCUCUGAACAAACACUCUGCUGGCUGAACGUGGCCUAACCUGCACAGUCCUCCUCUCUGAACAAACACUCUGCUGGCUGAACGUGGCCUAGCCUGCACAGUCCCCUCUCUGAACACCAGCCAGCUGAAGUCCACCUGUACUGUUCUCUAUUUAUGUUCCAGUCUCAUUCAAAAAGGACUUUUUAUUUUAUUUUAAAACUGUUCAAACUGUGGGUCUGUUUAUGUACCGUACGCCUGCUCGUGUGUGUGUGUCUGUGUCUGUGUGUGUGUGUGUGUGUGUGUGUGUGUGUGUGUGUGUGUGUGUGUGUGUGUGUGUGUGUACACUGUAUUUCACAUUUUGUGAAAUUAGAGGAAGUGCUUUCUUGGAGAGAGUUUGAUGAAAACUGUCUAAAUCAGAAGUUAAAGGCAGAAGAUGAUGAAACGAGGGGAAGCUAGCCUGAAGCUAGCCUGAAGCUAGCCUGAAGCUAACAGAAUCCACCAAUCCAGCUCCUGUAAAACUCUCUAAUUAACAUGUUUAAUCCGUACAGAAACAGAGUGUAAAUACUAGAGGGUGGGAAUUAGAGGCUGCCUCCUUUCAGGAAUCCUGUGGGAUGGUACAGGAAAAAAGCCUUUUUAAAAUCUAAAGAAAUAUAGACUCCAGCCUUCUCAAAGUGAAUCAAUGUGAUGUUUGUUUUUAUGCCCUUUAGUCAACUGGACACGUGUCACCAUGCUCUAAGUCGUGACAGCCACUAAAGCUACAACAGCUACUGAUAUAAAAGGCUCGCUUAGCAUCCAUCAGUUGGAUUUACUUCAACAAUGUUCACUCAGCAAACACCUUAUUAGGUAUUAAUGAAUAGUAUUAAGCUGCUUCAACAAUGUGUCAACGUGUUUCUGUGCAUUCAGAGAUUCUGCAUACUUGAACCAGUCUGGCCAUCAACAAGGCAUUUUGACCCAGAUAACUGGAUAUUUUCUCUGUAAACCCUUUAGACGGUUGUUACAUCAGCAUCUUCUAAAAUACUCAAACCUUCAAACUCUUAAAUCACCUUUCUUCCCCAUUCUGAUGCUGACUUUGAGCUUCACCAUGUCUACAUGUCUGAAUGCAUUGAGCUUCUGCCGUUUGAUUAGUUGAUUAGAUAUUUGCAUUAACGAGGGACUUCGUUUUAUGGGUUACUCCUAAUUUGAAAUGGUUCAAAUAUGUAAAAUUAGUACAAGUACAGUUCCUUGUGAUAAUGAAAGAAAGUAAAUUCUCUUUUACUUUGGAGAAAAAGUGUUUUUAAGAUGGUAAUGAAUAAUUUAAGAAAUGCCAUUAGCACCGCCACAAACCCUGAUAACCAAUGACCAACCCUAACCCCAGUCAAAUAUUAUUAUUAUAUAUAUUAUUAUAUUAUAAUAUUAUUAAUAUUAAUAUACAAUAGUUUUUAUGGGAAUGGAGUGUAGGACCGUUUCUUGGAAAGAAUCAUGAACUUCCUGCCACAAACCGCUCUGUAAAACCACCAUCUGUUAGUUUCUCUUCAGUGAGAGAGAUAUAUAUAUAUUCUGUAUAUAUAUAUAUAUGACAACAUGUUAAUUAGUGAGCUUUAAAGGUGCUAAAGGCAGAUUAUUUUCCUUUGGACAGAGCCAGGCUAGCAGUUUCCCCCCGUUUCCAGUCUUUGUGCUAAGCUAAGCUAACCAGCUGUAGCUCACAGAGUGGUAGCCUGUAUUUCCCAAAAUGUCAAACUGUUUAUUUUUAAAAGGAAAGCUUUUAAACUGCCUCCUAUCUUGUUGAUUUGAUGCUUUUGGGUUGUUGUUGUUGUUGUUGUUUGUCCUAUGAAAUCUGUUUUCUGUUUUCUGUUUGCGAUGCUUUACUCGGCUCCAAAGACCAGCGAGCAUGUAAACUGUGAGGAAGAUUCUGGAGAAUUAGAGGAAAAGCUCUAAAUGAGAGACUUUUAUUGAACUGCCUUUUCUUUCUUUUUCUUAAUGAGGCUGAACAGAACAAAUGAAGUUUGGUGUUGUGCUGCAUUUAAGUCCUGUGGGAACAACAACAACUAACGUCCUGACGGUUCAAAGUCUGAAAGCAUUCACCUGUCCAAACUUGUUUUUGAAGCCAGGAGAGGCGGUGAAUUAUUACUUCUACAUUUCAAUUCUCCACAAUAAUUCCCUUCAGCGUUUUCACACUUGACAGCUGAGAAGUGAGUCACUGGAGAUGAAACCAGCAGGAAGUUCUCAUCAUAUCUGAAGAUUAUUGUAAUAAGCUGGAUGUUGAUUUUAGUGGAGGCGCUUCAGGUGGACAGUAUAUAUAUAUAUAUAUUAUAUAUAAUAUAUAUUACCAUGAAACUUCCUCAGUUCAUUAUUUACAUUCAUGUUUAGAUAUGCAAAUUAGGUAUUGCCUCAUUAAAUAUGCACUCAUUUGCAUUUAUUUCCAGGACAUAAAUCUGAUCAUUGGAUAAAGCAGAUUUCAAAUUAUUUUAUUUUGUUGAUAUAUUAGAUCAAUGUUUUUUAUUGAAGGGAAUUGUGAUAUCUCAGGGUCUGAAUGAUACAUAGACAACCCUGUCUGUAAAAACCUUCAGCAUGUAGUUUGGAAUGAAACUGGUAAGUUUAGUGUCUGUAAGUAAAGCUGAAGUUGAGAUUUAUGAUAGAAACUCAUUUUGAGAAAAUGGCUUUGAAAGGUUUUUAUUCAUUCUUAAUGGGAAUUACUAUUUUAGGACAAAAUAUUGAAUCUAAUUCACAGCAACAACAAUGUAGAGCAUGUAAAACACAUGUUGUUGUGCAGGAGAGUGGGAGCUUCCUAACGAUGCCUGUGAUGAAGAGGUUUAGGCGACAAAAAAUAUAAAUAUAUAAAAAUAGCCCAAAACCUCAAAACGUACCAGCGCAUGAAAGAACAUUGUUUUUGCCUGUAGUGUCUGUUCUUGCUCUAAAAUUCUGAAAUGUCAGAAACCAGACCCAAAGCAGCAAAUACCACUUGAGUCUGCUGCAAGUGGUGAUCUCAACACUCUAGCGUCGGUUUUCCCCACAUGACCUGAAUGCAGCGCUGCAGAUUGAAGUGAGGAAGUGAACCAUGUAGCUCUGCUCCCUGACCCCUGACCCCUGACCCCUGACCCCGCUCACUGUGAUGAUGAGGGGAUGAACGGGACUCAUGCCUUUUUCAUGCAGAUUAUUUUAUUCUUCUUUAUGUUUGCAUCCCUUCAAAAGCCAAAAAUUGAGAUUUUUAAGGCACAUAAGCCUCUCUAAGUAACACUGAAAUUACAAUCUUUGAUGUGUUUUUAUUUUUUACAAAUUGGCUCUGAAACUAUUUGUCUGCUCCUCUCCAAAGCUGUAACCAUAAUAAUGUAUAUUUCCACAUGUUGUGUCUCCUCUAUGUGCAUUAGUUUCUGGUUAUGGGUUUCCCAUAACGUUUAUUUUUUUUCAGAUGAGAAAAUAAAUCUUUGUUUUACUAAGAUUGCUCCAGAUUUUCUGUUG